UAAAUUAAUGAAUAUAAAAGCCUCAGCCCGCACCAAGUAAAUAUAGCAGGCGACAGUACGAAGGAAGCAGAGGCUCUUCCGAAUCAAUUUGCUGCAGGAGGAGCCGAGAUGGGGACCAGUUCCAGAGCUAAGGCAUGGGGCAGAUAACCUUUCAACAAGUGUUAUUCAAUAGGUAUGAACCCGUCACUUUUAGACAGCCUAAAUGCGAAUUUUCUGUCUCGAUUUAGUGAAAGCAAUAUAUAUUGCUUACGCAUUCGCGCCAUGUCUCCAUCCAUUUAAAACAAUGUACGGUGUUGUUCCACAAUUCUCUCGAUCAACAAAUUCAACGCUAUGUCCACCUGUGUAAGCGCCGUCCCCUCCCCUCCCCCCCUUUUUUUUCAUUACUGUAUUUGUCAUGAUGCACCAGACAGCUGAAAUCAUUUGUUUCUCAUUUAUAAAUUCCUCAGUUUACCGACCUCCACUUGCGAAUUGUAUUACAAUCGUUUAAAUAUACCUGUAAAUUAACACCGCAAAUAAUAUCAAUAAGGCUCCUUCUUUUUUUUUUUUUUUUUUUUUUACGAGGUGGCCUCCACCCGAACUUCAUAUUUCACUGACGUGCCAAGCUCUCGUGGCAGGCCGCUCCAGCAAGCUUCAGUACAAAUUUAAGUCCUUAAGUGCCUUGGUAUAUCUUCGCCGGGUCUAUUCACUGACUGCUGACCCCGACACUCCUAAUUUCCUGUCAGUGAGGAAAACUUGUGAAAAUAUCUUCCUCAUGUCGAUCGGGUCAUACGGCAUCCAUAAAAACGGAAGGAGCGCUCAAGACAGAAUAAAGAUGACAAGGCACCAGCACAAGCCUACCUUUCUAAAGAAAAGUUCCUCGGGGUAUCGCUAAUGACGCUGUUUCCAAACUUACGUGUGAGCAGUUGGCGUUGGUUUGAAACUUGAAGUGCAAUUGGGACCUAGCGAUGAAACAAACACUGUACUGAGCAUCGGGUUCUCUGUUCUUUCGAUCAUAGUUAUAUUCGCACGGCCUUCUUUAUUUCACAGCACAGCUGCACUGACAGGGCACUCAAGGGUUGCAUCGAAGAGCUAUGAAGUUCAGCCUGAAUCCAAUCAUGCUGUCCCAUCAGCUUCGCCAGUUGGGCGAUCCCCGAACACGUGACUACCCGGUGGUGACGAACCCCCUCUUUGUGUUCACGCUGCUGCUGUCUUACCUGUAUUUCGUCAAGGUGGCCGGCCCUCGCUGGAUGAAGAACCGGGAGCCCUUCCGCAUCAUCAGCAUCGUGCGCUUCUACAACUUACUCAUGAUAUCCGUGGGCAUCCGCUUCCUCUACCUGGUGCUGAAGUUCACCUACCUUCCGGGCGGCCACUACAACCUCUGGUGCCAGGGCAUCACGGGUCACAUGACCGACGAGAUGCGCGAGUACUACCGCACGGGCUGGAUCUACAUCGCGGUGCGCUACUGCGACCUCCUGGACACCGUGUUCUUCGUGCUGCGCAAGAAGUUCGCCCACGUGUCGCUUCUGCACGUGUUGCACCACACGAUCGUGGUCGCCAACGCGUGGUUCUUCGCGCUGUUCGCGCCCGAAGGCCAGCCGACCCUGGGCAUGUGCCUGAACGUGUUCGUCCACAUCAUCAUGUACUCGUACUACUUCCUGACGACCUUCGGUCCCUCAGUGCGCAAGUACCUGUGGUGGAAGAAGUACCUGACCACAUUGCAGAUUGUGCAGUUCGUUGUUAUCAUGAUACACAUGUCCAUACCGCUCUUCGUCGACUGCGGCUUCCCGAGGCACUUGAUCGUGAUGGGUAACGUGCAGACGUUCCUCAUUCUCUGCCUCUUCGUAAACUUCUACGUCAAGACGUACGUCGCCAAACCCGUUCAAUUGGUUUUGCAAGGAAGUGAAAGCGAGGAAAGGAGAAACGGCUACUUCGUUCCAAACGGGAAGAAUAAAUGCGCGUAG
Molecule: messenger RNA, 1940 nt
Organism: Dermacentor andersoni
Lineage: Eukaryota; Metazoa; Arthropoda; Arachnida; Ixodida; Ixodidae
Product: very long chain fatty acid elongase AAEL008004-like
Biological process (GO): sphingolipid biosynthetic process; very long-chain fatty acid biosynthetic process; fatty acid elongation, saturated fatty acid
Cellular component (GO): endoplasmic reticulum membrane
Molecular function (GO): fatty acid elongase activity
Source: RefSeq, a predicted model, not a curated record